Molecule: messenger RNA, 1107 nt
Organism: Teleopsis dalmanni
Lineage: Eukaryota; Metazoa; Arthropoda; Insecta; Diptera; Diopsidae
Exons: 2
Coding region: 171-1061 (296 amino acids)
Source: RefSeq, a predicted model, not a curated record
AUGUAUCUUAAAAUAAACUAUUAACUACAACCCGGUUAGGGACUUUAACGAGAAAUUUUUUUGACAGCCUAAGAAAUUUGACAAGGGAAGUAUUCUAUCAUAUUUUUUGCUUAUAAACUGUUUGACAAUAUUGGCGAUAGUGACGCUUAAUAUUUAACUAAUUACUAAUAAUGAAUAUUCCAACAAAAGAAUCUAAUUCACUUGGAAAUUUGAAUAAGUUGUCGCUUGAGGACUUAUUGUCUGCUAAACGGCGCUUUGAGAAUAUAUUGACCAGCGAAAGUCAAUUGCAAACACUUUCAGAUAAAGGACAAAAAAUGGAAAUUGCAUUAGACUGUGUGCUGAAGGAAUUGCAACUGCGAGAACUUCAAAAUUCCAUUGAAUCUAAUUUUUCACAUCUAUUUAUUGAACCAAAGCGUAUAAAUACGUAUAUGGUUUGGGAAUGUAAGCUGUCGAGGAGAAAUAUCGUAGUGAAAGAAGAUGUGACUGAUAGUGACGAUGAUGAUGAUAAGUGGGAUGACAUAAAACGCGAAGGUUCGCAAAAGUUUCCAGAUUCGACAAAACUUGGAGACUUUUCUAGAUUUGAUAAAAAGUUAUUUGAAAAGGAACUAAAGGUGUUUAAACUUGAUAAGUGUGAUCCUUCUAACGCACAAUUUCGCAAAAAGAGACGUAAUUCUAAAAGUCACAAAGAUUGGGAAAAUACUGCAGCUACUCCCCCAAUAGCUGAAAAGUCUUUACAAUAUUUGUCGCUAUCGGAAUCUUGUGUGCUUCAAGCUGAAAAUAUUAAAAAAAUGCAGCGUAUAAUGGAAGAAGCAGCUACUGAACGCUUGAUAAGCAAACUGGAACGUAAAGUCAUAAGUGAUGUCUGUCAUCCCAUCGAGGAAGAGUUUGCACAAAAUCCAAUGAAUGAAACAUAUCCAGCUAUAAAUAUUGAAGGCGAACUUAUCAUGGACGACGAUGAUACGUGUCAUCCAACCGAGGAAGAAUUUGAACAAAAUUCAAUAAAUGAAGCAUAUUCAGCUAUAAACAUUGAUGGUAAACUAAUCAUGGACGACGAUGGGUAAAACUACAAUUAUGCUCGUCAAAAAUUUAAUUUUAAUCAUUUUCAGA